Molecule: messenger RNA, 648 nt
Organism: Eremothecium cymbalariae DBVPG#7215
Lineage: Eukaryota; Fungi; Ascomycota; Saccharomycetes; Saccharomycetales; Saccharomycetaceae
Gene: PHS1
Product: enoyl-CoA hydratase PHS1
Exons: 1
Coding region: 1-648 (215 amino acids)
Biological process (GO): fatty acid elongation; very long-chain fatty acid biosynthetic process; sphingolipid biosynthetic process
Cellular component (GO): endoplasmic reticulum membrane
Molecular function (GO): 3-hydroxyacyl-CoA dehydratase activity
Source: RefSeq, a predicted model, not a curated record
AUGUCUGUCAACUCAAAAUAUCAUCCGCUGGCAUUAUACAACUUAAUUUCUUGCCUAGCCUGGCUUUUCUUGCUGUAUAAUGUUGUUUUUGUCUACCGCAGAGUCUCCCAACCCGAGUUUUAUAUGAAGACCAAAGAUAUCACGACCUUGAUACAAUGUGGAUCAAUCAUUGAGGUAUUUAAUGCAGUAUUUGGUAUAGUUAGGGCCCCAAUUUUCACUACUGCAGCGCAGGUAGCCUCCAGGUUAGUGCUAGUAAUUGGUAUUUUCCAGCUCGUUCCGGAAACUCCUGCCGCUCAAGAAAUUCCCUACGUGACAUUACUAUUUGCAUGGUCCCUCACUGAAGUCGUUCGCUACUUAUUCUACUACUGCAAUCUGGUGAAUAAGCAAAAUGGCCCUCCAAGACUCCUAAUUUUCUUAAGAUACAACUUAUUUUGGGUGCUAUAUCCUCUCGGUGUCAUCAGUGAAUUACUGAUUAUCAAUUCGUCCACAGCACACGCUGCAGAUAGAUAUGGCGUCCUUUAUAAAUUCAUCUUAUAUUUCAUCAUGUUGACUUAUAUUCCUAUGUUCCCAACAUUAUAUCUACAUGUUAUGUCCCAGAGAUCCAAAGUAAUGAAAACCCUAAAAAUGCGUAACCAAAAGAGCAGUUAG